AUGUCGACUGCAGCAGCAACAAUCAAUACAGUAACCCGUUGGCUCACUUAUCUUCUUGCUAUACCGAUGAUUACCUUAGGUAUCAUUGGAGCAAUAUUAACCAUUAUUGUCUUUACAAGACAACAGUCGUUUCGUCGCAAUACAACUAUAACUUAUUUAUUAGCAGGCGCAAUCAUGACAGCAAUACAUCUUCCGUUCAUUUACUUACAGAAUAUACUUGUUGAUGGUUUUCAUCUAGGUGUAUUCAAUACAAAUGAUAUUGCUUGUCGAGAACGUAAUUAUUUAUUUUAUGUAACAACGGUAGCAGCUGUUUCAUAUCCGUGCUGGGCUGCAUUUGAUCAGUAUGCUGGCACAUGUCGUGAAGCGGCUUUUCGACAUCGUUGGAGUUCAAUGCGGGUUGUUCGAUUAGCUAUUGUCAGUACUGUAAUCUUCUGGGCAAUUGUCUAUUUCCCGAUGAUUUUUGUUAGCAGCAGUGUUAAUGGUGUUUGUAUUUUGAUAGAUGGUCCAUUCGCAAUAUUUUAUAAUUAUGUCUUAGCACCUAUAGUCUUCAUUGUCGGUCCAAUCACUUUAAUUACGGUUUUUACAUGGGGCACCCUUCGAAAUCUUCAUACAACUACUCUUGUCAAACAUAAUCAUCGUCUAGCAAAACAAGUUCGUCGUAUGCUUAUUCCUCAACUUUUUAUUUUGGCUUUAUUUGGAAUACCAUUUGGUAUUGACAAUAUGUACCAAAAUAUAACCCGUAAAGUACAGAAAGAUGCUAUUCGAUUAGCUAUCGAGCAUUUAUUUGAUCAAAUCACUCGUCUAUUUUAUCAUAUCAUUUUUGUAUCUACAUUUUACAUAUACUUGUACAUGUCAAGUGUUGUAAGAAAAGUUCUGAGGCGGUUGAUCACCAAGCAUUUCAAAAAUAAUGUUAUUAUACCGACAAAUAUUUCAUCUGACAGGCCUAUUACUCUUCAGACACUCAAGUCCAUAAAUUUUUCUCAAUAA
Molecule: messenger RNA, 987 nt
Organism: Didymodactylos carnosus
Lineage: Eukaryota; Metazoa; Rotifera; Eurotatoria; Philodinida; Philodinidae
Source: the annotation of a GenBank genome assembly